Messenger RNA from Truncatella angustata, 849 nucleotides. RefSeq lists its product as uncharacterized. The record is from RefSeq and is a predicted model, not a curated record. Lineage: Eukaryota; Fungi; Ascomycota; Sordariomycetes; Amphisphaeriales; Sporocadaceae. The transcript has a single exon. Bases 1 to 849 code for a protein of 282 amino acids.
AUGGGCAGCGAAGAGGAGGCAUCCAAGCGGCUAUCAGGGCCCCCCGAAGAUGCGCCUCCGCCAUACUCAGAAGUCCCAGUUCAGUCGUCCAGCGGAUCAACAGCGCACAGAGCACCAAACCCGUCCGCAAACAAGACACAAUCGAAGCAGAGCCCGCCGCAAAUACCACAAGCACAAAUCAACCGCCAGUUUCCUCCGGCCUUCUCUGUGUACAGUGCGGGUGCCUUCGUCAGAACCUAUACUUUGGGGGAGCACCAGUCGCAACCACUCUGUGCCAUUUCGACACACAGCGGAUGGAGUGGACAGCCCGACGUCGUGUUGCACAGCGGCCCCAGCGAGUCGUCUCCACCACUAGCAGGCGUCGACAGCGGCGCAUUUACUCGUUCUGCCUCCGUCGAACUCCCGCCAUUACCCGGUUCAGGGCAACGUGCUGCGGUAGAAGACGUAGAAUUCCAAGGUAUUGGACACGGGACACAUAGCUUCUCCAUCGAGGUGGGCGUUACGGGACGACGUGAGCCUUUUGAGUGGCGACAUAGUCACGGUGCAGAGGUGGAUGCGCUCGGAGGCUAUGGUUCGGGCUGGAAGCUGAUCCGCCUGGCGACAGAUGCGCCGGACGGUAUGCCUAGUAAAGCACAGUCCGUAGGCGGAGGGUCUCGUUCGACUGACAAGAAGGAAGUCGUCGCUGUGUGGGCCGGUGCCAGCAUGAGCGUUAGCAAGAUCCUCAACUUUCGCUUUGUUGGCAGCGGCGCGACGGGAGUCCUAGGUGAGAGGUGGGCUGUAAUGGCAGUUAUCACAGCGCUGAGGAUCUGGGACAAGGAGAGAAAAGCCAAAAGGAACAACGCUUCUUGA